This is a messenger RNA of Macroventuria anomochaeta, 419 nucleotides long. RefSeq lists its product as uncharacterized. Bases 66 to 419 code for a protein of 117 amino acids. The record is from RefSeq and is a predicted model, not a curated record. The transcript has a single exon. NCBI's taxonomy places the organism in Eukaryota, Fungi, Ascomycota, Dothideomycetes, Pleosporales, Didymellaceae.
AGAAUACACAAUCUCGACUCUAACUUCUCUACGAUACCAUAUCAACUUUGAAAUCUUCCUUCAGAAUGCAUUUCUCCUUCACCUCCAUCAUCGCCAUCAUGGCCACCCUCAGCGCUAGCAGCUCCGCCUUCGUCAUCGAUACUUACAGCGGAAGCAACUGCAACACCAUCGUUGAAAACAACGUCAAUACUUGGGACAACACCUGUGCGACUUGGCCGAAAGGUUUCAAAUCCUUCAGAAUCAGGACUUGGGGCGGUAAUCAUCAGCACGCGUACUUCUUCGCGCCCAACAACUGCGGCAGCCUUCCCGACGCUAUCAAGUCGGGUUAUGUGGAUUCUACUACGAACGAUUUCAAGCUGAAUACUUGCUACUCUUUCAAUGGCGCGAGUGCGAAUGCGAUUGCCUCGUACCGCGGCUGA